GCUCGAUUGGGCUCCGACUGUCCCUCGUUCAAUAGUGGUAGCGUGCGACACCUACUCAAGACCAAGGUUUUCCAUGCUGCCUUACAACAUCUCAGUGUAACCCAGAGGAAAAUCUAUCGGAAAACAACAAGUACACUUCGGAACAGUUUUUCAUCAAUUCCAGUCAAGCCUUUAUCUAUGAUACUCAAGCCCACCGUAGUCUCAUGCCUACAAAUAGUAAGCAAAGCAUGUUUAACCUGCAAAGCUUUCGUUCUCCGGAACGAAAUUCUGGUCCAAAUACGUAACAACUUUUCUGUUGGUGAUUGCACUAAAAGAAGAACCGCAAUGACGAACCAAUGAAACAAACACACGAAGCUCCCCAUUGACUGUCUUCUGGAAGGAUUGUCGGCAAACAGGGAUCCCAACCUCCAUCCCUCAGACACCAUGCGACUGAACUUUGGUUCAAAGGAUAAUUGAAGUAAUAUAGUUGAAGCAUUGGCGAAGAAUCUUCCGGCGAAAAAGGCGAAUGCUAGAAAUUAUACCAGAAUAUCCGAAUGAGCCUAGGGAUCGUUACGGGAACAAAACUUGAACUGGGCUAUCGUAAUGAGACACAAAUAAGAGAACCAACCAACUAGAAGAGGUGUAUGCUUCUCCACCAGAAGGAUCACAUGUCCAUGCAUUUCUUUUCCAAUGAGAGACAUUUUUGUGAAUGUAAAUUAUUCACAAGCCAAUGCACAUUGCUCACGGCUGCCACUGUAUCCGAAAAGGCCUUUUGGAGCUGGAACCGUCCUUCUACUAACGCCAAGGGAUGCUUUUAACCUUUUCCAUAGCAACCGUAACACUUAGCAAUCCGAUGCACCUGGAAGAUAAUCCGUACGCUCGUUGCUAGCUUGUUUCACAUUUUCCUUCCAUUUCCACGGCACAACCAUCGGAUCGCCGGAAGGGUUUUCCAUUGGUUUUUGCUCCGUUUCUUUCGAUCUUUACUGCGGGUUGCUGCGAGCCUUCGAUGCUAUGAAGAUUGGCUACAUGAUGAUAACAUUGAUGUGUUCAUGUCUUAGUCGCUUUCGUGGUUACUGACGUGAGCUUGGGAAAGUUAUUAUAUUUUUACACUGUUUUGGUUCUUAAAUAGGAACGUUUUGAGUGUGUUCUAUGCGUAUUUCGCGAGCUAAAAGUCACUAAAGUUAUGAUAGAAAGUAAUACAAUACUUCGAUUGGUGCUAAAUGUAAAACGAUUGCGCUGAAGUGUUACACCAACGCAAAGUUGGUCUACAGUGCCAUUCAAAUCACAUUAAGUCGCGUUUCUCCAACAACCACACCGUACCAGCUCGGAGUCAUCACAAAAUGACCGAUAUUAAUCGCACCAAACAAAGCUAUCUGCACAAACACAACGGAAAGAUCGAUCCGCAAUCAGCGCAAACCCCAUCGGUGCUGCACUCGACGGGAUCAAACGCAAACGAACAUGGCCAUGCGGUCAGCAAAGGAGCAGCUGCCACCGGUUCCAGCACGGGCGGUUCGUUGAAACGCAACAAUAGUCAUCAUCAGCGAUUGAAAAAAUCCAACACAAGCACUCUGGACCGAAGCUCUAAUGGCCCUGUGGAGUUCGGAGCGGAUGCAAGGCCGGUCGGCAGUAGCUUCGGCCAUCAUCAACAGCAACAACAGACCGGAACGACCUGUACGAGAUCCGGCGCCGGUUCCGGUCUUGCCAAGAGCUGGUCGAAAACCUCCAGCAGUAGCACCUCCCAGUCGACUUCCCAUGGCCCCGCGGAACAAACGCAGCACACUCUUGAAACAGGCAGCGGCGGUGGCCGACCUCCGGGGACAAAUUUAGCACCCACCAUCAAAACGGAAGCCUCGCUCAGUGACGAUUUUAAACGCUUCCACGCGCUCCGCAACAGCUACGGCGGCAAAUCCAAUUUAAAUGUAAAUAACACCGAUCACAUGAUAAAAUCGCAGGUCCUGCUUCACCAGCAGAAGCUGCGCGAGUACUCUCGACAACAUCCUACACAGCAACAGCAGCACCGUGACAACGAUAGCUACUCAACCUGCUCAUCGUCCCAGUCCGACUACCAGCACCCUCAGCAACCGCAGCAGACGCAGCAACAUCAGCAAAACCAUCGCCACAAGCAUCACACUCACUAUCGCGUACAUCAGCAUCAACACCAUCAGCAGCAGCAGGCUCAACCCCACAAUGUCCAGCCGACUCAGUCCAUCUAUCCCAUCUCGGCCACGGUAGCCGCAACGGCUACGUUGACGCGCACCGGUGGUUUCGGUGGUGGUGGAUGUUCGAUAUUGAAAAAUGCCACCAGCAGCAGCCAUCAGGAUCCGGUCGGGAGUCGGAACAGCCUCAAACGAGGGCCGGGCGGAUUAAGCACCCUGUCACUGUGCAGCUGCGACGCAGAAACCGAGAUAAUACCGAAUCCAUUAAGGCCAUUAUAUCAGUACAGCCUGGACAGGAAAAAUCCUCGCCAGCACACCUACACGUGUGAGCAGAACGCACAGAUUUUGCUGCGGCUGGAAAAGGACCGUCAGAAGAAGUUCGGCUCCAUGGGCAAGUUGCACCUGGCCACAUCAACCGGUGACUUGAGCCUAGCGACCGCAGCGACGAUGCAACGACACUCCAGCAUAACCGGUGCAUCCGUGCCGACGUCAUCCGUUUCAACUCCAGCUCCAACGCCACCUUUACCUCAGCUAGCCCCAACUGCAGCCGGAAAAGUCACCGGAAACGCGUGCAAGGUAGCGGCCAACGUACUCUCGUUUGACUGCCAGCAUGGAUCGUAUCCAAGGAAUGAUAAUUAUGCCGAGGACGAUUCGUUCAGCGAAGACAUGAUACCUCCUCCGCCGCCUCCACUCAACAGGCGCCCCUCCUACGGAUACGGCUGUGUGGUGCAACCUGUUGCAUCCGGACCGGAACCGACACACGCGGACAAGCCGACGAUGUACGAGCCAUCGUCCCAGCCCUCAAUCCCCAAUCCCGCAAACGUCGGAAGCUACGGACGUGAAGUCGACGGCCUGAUCGGAACCAUGAAUCAGCCGGAUCUGUUCAACUUUGCCUCCACCAACACAAACGGAUCGCUAAAGUCAACACUCAAAUCCGCCAAAUCGUCGGCAAACGGUAAAACGACUUCCGGCUCAUUGGGCAUGACCGCCGACGGCAAGUCGAAACUGAACGACCCGCUUCCGGUCAUGAUGGUGGACCUGAUGAAUGGCAACACGGCCGCACCGCUUCCGACUGGGAAUGAUCCGCCCGGCACAACAAAGCCAUAUCCGCCUUACUACUUCGAUGAUAAUUAUCUCCAUCACCACUACUACUGCCGGAAUGGAGAGGAUCGGUUCGGAGAGACCGGAUCGGAUGUGCCGCUAAAAGAAGCGAUGGAUGCGGGGCAGCUAUAUCUCUACCAUCAACACCACCACCACCAUCCGGACUCGUUCACUGCCGGUUUCAUUCCUAACUACGAUGCACUUAAUCUUCCCGCCAAGUACAACACGAUCGGAGCGAACGGAGAUUUACAACUGUCGGGGCACUUCUCUGGGUUGGGCGGUGGAGUAGUCGGUCACCAUGCCAGCUCCUGCAACAUCAAUCAGUACUCCGGGUCAGCAAAAACCAACCUCAUCGCGUCGCAUAACCAUCCCUUCUCCAACUCGAUCAGCAACUUCAACUUCAAUCCCUCGCAGUACUUCGGUUCGGGCCUGGAACCUGCUCCCGGCACUACCAUCAUUCCUGGUGGAGUAAUGGGAGGUGUGAUGGGAGGUGGUGAUGGCCUUAACGGGACACCCAAUAAGCAGCAACCACACCCGUGGAAACAUCGCCAAUGUCCGAGUCGUGGUUCGAGUAGUACCGGUUCCGGAUCAUCAAAAUGGGAUCUUCCUUCGAGACAGUGGCUUGCGGUGACCUCCAUACUGUUGAUUGCCGGAGCAGCCGGAGUGGCCGUCCCGCUCGCCCUCAAGGUUUCGUCCGGUGCGCCCCUCGAGGAACGGCUGCAGGUGGCUACGCAGCUGCUCGACACAGUGCCUUUAAUCGAUGGUCACAACGAUCUGCCGUGGAACAUACGGAAAUUCCUGCACAAUCAGCUGAACGAUUUUCGGCAUGCGAAAAAUGAAACACGGACCGUCAUGAUCCACCUGUCAGAAAUCCGCGAUGAAAAAUCGUGUCCAUCCACGGUUCUACGGUGCUUUGCCAGGUCACCAGGUAAGUAAGAGGAUCUUGGCAGCAUGUACUCGAUUUUUUCCCGGUAGCUCAGAGCACAACUAUCGCCAUCAUCAGCACGGAAUCGUUUUGAAUCAUGCUCGUCCGUGGGAUAGAUUGAUGAAGCUUCACGUCGAUAGUAGACAUCACCCGUGAGUGACAUCGCUCGUAUGGAGCUACAACGUGACCCAUCGUUACACGUUGCCAUCAUCCAGCAAACGGGUGCUAUUUCAAUUGACACGGAGCUGAACAGUUUCCUGCCUUUUAGGGAGAAAACAACGGGCAGUGGGACAUAUGAAGCGAACCCACAUAAAAGGAACGCUCACUUUUCAAUGCAGGUUCUCUGAAUGGUUUUGAUCUGCUGCUGCUGCUGCUCCUGCUACUAGAGCCUGCAUAGGAUUCGGUUCCCAAUCGGAUCACGAUUUGGAGCAUAAAGGUUUAGCCAUAUCCGUGUUAAUCCCGCUCUGUCGACAGUUGCGACAAUUGGUCCUAUUGGUCGACGACAAUCGGAUAUUUCGAUACCGAAAUGAGGCAAGGUGAAAUCGGAUUUUAACUAAAACCGGAUCGUAUUGAAAUGGGCUGAAUGAUCAGUUCCGGUAAACUAUUCCCGGAAUUGUUUAAAUGGAUGUUCAAAUAAGUUUUAGAUAGUUUUAAAUGACGUGCAGUGGCUGAAAAUGAAAGUAAAACUACAUAGUGUAAGUCGCUUAGAAGCUUUUUGAGCUCAUCUAGAACUAAGCUUUCUCAACACCCGCAGUUCCGCAAUCUACUUAAAUUCAGGUAAGUUUAACUAUAAAAUUUAAGCAAUGUAGUAAUAAACUAUGCCAAACA
Anopheles stephensi (Asian malaria mosquito) is the source of this 4989-nucleotide messenger RNA. RefSeq lists its product as uncharacterized. Gene Ontology annotation, molecular function: metallodipeptidase activity. The record is from RefSeq and is a predicted model, not a curated record. The coding region runs from base 1320 to 4172 and encodes 950 amino acids. The transcript is spliced from 8 exons. NCBI's taxonomy places the organism in Eukaryota, Metazoa, Arthropoda, Insecta, Diptera, Culicidae. Gene Ontology annotation, biological process: proteolysis.